GUCACCGUCAUCGCCCCACUUCUCGUGCGCUCGCGCGCGUCCUCGGCUGUCUCCAAAAGCACCGGUCGUUUCCGAACCAGCUUCUGCUACCGGAACGGUUUUUCAGUUUCAAUCGGUGAUCAGUUUCAUUGCCAGCAUGCAGUACGAAGAAUUCGUGUACAGCGAGCCAGUGGGUUACAGCCAGGGCUACGACCCGGCAGAGAGCGGGUCGUUGCUGUACGAUGAGGGAUCUAAGGAGUCACAGUCCUCAGGCAGCAGCCUUUGGCUCAUCACAGUGGUGUUCUGCACGGUAAUAUUUCUCCUCUUCGGAACUGCCGUCGCUGCUGUGGUCAUCAUGAUCAAGUCUGACUCUGACUCCUCGCGCACUGAAGCACGAGAGAUUCCAGAGCCAGGCGGUGGCGGGUCUGACGUUCAUGUGCCGAAGGAGGUGGUCAUCCGUCAGAAGCCAGGCACCAGUGGCAACGAGCCAGUUGGUCCCGAGCCAGCACAAAAUUUUCCCCCUCCCCCACCGGGGCAGUGGAAGUACGUGCCGCUGGCCGUAUCCAGAGAAGUGGCCGAUCAGAUGCCCCUGGUGUGCGUCAUGGGAGAGAAGACCAGCUCCGCUGACGCGUUCCCGGAUGACGGGUUAUGCGACUACAUCUUCUUCGACUCGCUCUACAAGAGCGGCCGCAACAUGGUGUCCCGGCCGGACACCUACAGCAACAGCCUGAACACGUUCCUCAACGAGCACCCUGACUACCAAACCACGACCCUUGGAGUUGGAUUCUCGUACCACUACUUACGGAUGGCGAAGCAAGACCUGAAAGGGAAAUACCCGAGCCCACUGGAACCCUUUUGGAAGAAGGGCAUCUACCAUGUCGGGAUCCUUGAUACCCCUAAUAUGAUGCCCAAAGAUCAAACCGAAGCGGCCAUUUCAACAUUGAAGGAAAUAGAUAGCCUGCUCGUAAUGCAGAGACAGCUGGGAAAGCGAGCUAUUUCUGUGCUCGCCGUACCGGACCCGGAGUUGGACUGGAGCUUGUCGUUUGCCAUCUAUUUCAACGAUCUCGACUUCACCCCUAACCUGGUAAUAUCUGUCAGCCACUACCAAUUUGGCGACAACACGGUCAAGAAUUGCGUCAUCAUGCCUCCAACGCGACAUCCGUUCGACAUUCCACCGGACGACAUCGCCAGGGACUACAACUAUGAUCUGUCGACUGCCGUGUUUAGCAUCCGAGAACUGUACUUGAAAAGAGUCAGCAGCAGAGGUCUGGUGUCCGUGACCAUGAAGGGCCGUUGGACGGUGCCUGUGUCGAGCAACCACGUGGACUUCUUCUCGCGCUGCCUGUCAGAUCCGAGCAGCAAGUCCGACUUUGGAAGUUACACAGAGGUGUGUCCGGACUCAAGAUCCGCAUCCAGUGUGAGCAACGGGGUUCAGCUAACUUACUCGGGCCAGCACUGCGCCAUGCUGACCUACAACCCGGACACCAGGCGCGCGUUCGUGUAUGACAACGAGGAUGCACUGGCUAUCAAGCUGUGUAGCGCAAGAGCCCAAGACCCGGAGGUGAAGUUCGGCAUCGCCGCUUACGACAUCGACUACGACGAUUAUGACAACCAGUGUGUCUCGCUCAACAAGUACGGCCGGCACAGCCGCUUGAAGCAGCUGAAGAUGAUUGUGGACUACUUCAGGAGCCAAAGUAGUCCCUCGUUCAACGAAGAAGCCUGCAGAGUGUUCGGGGCGUGAGGGCGUCGAGGUUGACCGUGUGCUUGUCCGAUGCCAUUCCGCAUGCCAAAGCAAUGGCGUGAAAUAUACUACUCAUGGAUUUGUGGUUCUAGAUGUAUAUUAUAGUGAACAUAGUUCAACACGACGAUAAAGCUUGAUAAACGCAACUUCGCUUCGGUGC
Messenger RNA from Dermacentor albipictus, 1880 nucleotides. RefSeq lists its product as uncharacterized. Lineage: Eukaryota; Metazoa; Arthropoda; Arachnida; Ixodida; Ixodidae. The record is from RefSeq and is a predicted model, not a curated record.